CUUUCUUAUUUUCAUCUUUUCGUCGUCGUUCGCCUUCACCAUGCAUGUCUCGCUCAUGCAGAAACUUCCGAUGCCGCAGGUAUCGAACGUCUUUUACCCGUUCAACACUAGUCUCGAGGAGGAGAUCAAGAGAUUGUUCGCCAAUUUCACGAUCGAAACUCAGAGCACACCUCCUCCGGAUGUCGAGGACGUAAUGGAGGAAUUCCGUCAUAAUGGGCGUGAUUUUGAAUACUGUCCAGAUCUGGACAAUGAUAUAAUACCAGAAACGACACCACGUCGUAAGAAGAACAAGAAACCCUUGCCCACAGAAUGCGUUUUCUGUAGAAACAAUGGCGAAGAGGAAGCUUAUUACCGGAAACAUUUGCUGAAAGACGCUGAUGGCCGUGUCUGCUGUCCAGUUUUGAGGGCCUACACGUGUCCAAUUUGUGGCGCGUACGGAGACGUGGCACACACGGUUAAGUAUUGCCCGAAGAGUCCAAAGAAUCCAGGAACGUUGACGACGGUGAACGCAUUCAAGCUGUUAAGAAACUCCAUGGGCAAACGACGCGUCAAGUAAAACGCACAUGGCGCUGGAACCGGAACGUGUAAUCAUCGUCGUGCCAUAAAACAUUACAAAUAUCUGCUGUAUUCUUUGAGAACUUUGAAGUGGUACUUCAAAGUUCAGCGAUUCGAGCAUUUCGGUAUCAUCUGCUGACAGGUAAUCUUUACCGUCGCGCACCUUUCCAAUUGAACAUACCAAAUAUUGAAAACGAACGAAGUGCCUUACAGGAAUAUAAGUUCCAGCUAUUGGCAACGACUUGUGCAACAAAGUUGCCAUUACGUUGAGUAGCCGCGCUGGAAUUUCUUUCACUCGACUAUCUUUGAUUUCCUCUUUCUCACAUCGUAUUUAUUUCUUCUCAUUCAGUGCAAUACGUCCUGGAAAGGAAAUUAGAGAAAGUGUGAGAAUCGUUUAACUUGUAAAAUGAAUCGAGAGGCUGGAUCCAAAGAUCUUAUUGCUGUAGGAAUUUACAGGCUUUUAUAGUUGUAGGGAUUAUUUAUAUAUGAAAUGUGCCAUAUAUUCUCACCAAACUUGUUUUCCCGCAACAAAUUUCUUCCAUGUGAUAUUACGAAGAAAUAUCUAUUCGUAAAUGAAUGUAAUUUUACCGGUUUUCUCGAGCCAGCACUUGAUACGAGAAUUUCUUCUCUUUUUCCCCCUUUUUUUUUCUCUUCCUUUUUAUUCAUGUAAGUUUACACGCAUUGACAAUAACGUCUUAAGAUUAUACUUCAACGAAUUUUUACGCCGAUGUGAAAACGAGUUGAUGAACGUGAUUGGUUGAAACAAAUACUGUGAUAAUGUUAAUAAGGAGAAGUUCUUAUAAGAGAUUUUACGCAACAGCCAAUAAGUAUGAUUAAACAAAAUUAAACUUAUUGUUCAGAAUUGUAGACCACACAUUGACCGUACGUAAAUCGUUUAACAAAAGCAGAUCACGUUUUCCAAUCUUAAAAGUUUGGAGCGAAAAUUCUUUUAUCGAGACACGUCAAUUGACAGAGAGUAUACUAUAAUACUUAAUUGAGUUGAAACGAAACGAUGCAAUUCUUACACUAGAUCAUAAUUCUGACUUUAAGCAUUUACGCAGUUUUACUUAUCUAUACCAAAUGUAACGUAGAGACUGCGUUUGUACUUUACUAACGUUUAUCCGAAAUCAUAAAAGUAUUUUUUUUUUUUUUAAGGCCAACUUCUCUUAAACGAUCGAAAAGAGAGACCAAUACUUGAUUAUUCAAUAACGAUU
Molecule: messenger RNA, 1769 nt
Organism: Heterotrigona itama
Lineage: Eukaryota; Metazoa; Arthropoda; Insecta; Hymenoptera; Apidae
Source: the annotation of a GenBank genome assembly